UCUCGUAGGGGAUAGGUGUUUCCGUGAGGGUUGCCUACUGGUAUCCAGGCAGGUCGUCUGUGUUAUAAACCCAGAGCAUAAAAGUAAUAAGAAAUACUGCGUGUCCACUCGUAAAAAUCUGGACCGUGUACAGCGCGAACAGGCACUAAUUGAGAUUGCAGCCCAGGUGCAUUCAGCGCAGCGCACCUGCCAGCAGCGAGUCCCCGGGGCCCACCGUUUGCCAAUGGCCAGGCUGCAGCGCGGCGACCCUGGCAACCACACCAACGGCCUGGAACUCGACGAGAACGCUUCGGACGAGUCGGACUUCUUCCUGGUGCACACGGGCCCGACCGGCACCACCAUUAACAAGAUCCGGCCGGGCGGCUAUCCGUCGGCGGCGCCGGCGGCCGGACCGCCGCGAGAGCUGCCGACCGGCCGCAAUGGCUCGCCCUCCUUCUCCAACACGGUAGCCGCGCCCACCGCCGUGACCGGCAUCACCCGGAAGCGAAAGAUCGACAAGGAGGAGAAGGACAGCGCCGAGCGGGAGGGGCGCAAGACGCGCACCGAGCAGCACGGCGCCGGACCGGGCGGCGUGCCCAUGGUGUUCGACAAGCAGUACCUACGCACCGCCGACCAUCUUCACCCCCAGAUCGAUGGCGACAAGAUCACGAGCUGGCACGCCAACGGCGACGUGGACCAGGGCCUGGCGGCCGACUUCGACGACUCGCUUUCCGGCCUCGGCGUCAACAUCUCGUCCACCACCUACAACAUGAGUGAAGCGUUGCUGGCUCUGCCAAACAUCUCCAACAUGUCCACGCUGCUGAAGAACGAAGUGUCGCUGUUGCCUUCCGAGUCCAGCUCGCUGCAUCAGAACAUGGACGCGUCGGCGACGCCGGCCUCGCUGCUCGAGGACGUGUCGUCGAACAACGAGGAGGGCGCGGCGACGCCGGGCCGCACCGCCGCCGCCGUGGUGGUGGCCGAGGCCCACAAGCUGCUGCACCACAGGUUUCAAUAUGUGCUGAACGCCGCCACGUCGAUUGCCACCAAGCUGAACGAGGAGACGCUGACGUACCUCAACCAGGGCCAGAGCUACGAGAUCCGCAUCAAGAAGCUAGGGGACCUGACCUCGUGCAACGACGCCGUGUUCCGGACAAAGCUGAAGCUGUGUUUCCACGAGCGGCGCCUGCAGUACAUCGAGAAGGAGCAGCUGGACGCGUGGCGCAACUCCCGACCCGGUGACCGGCUACUGGAGGUGGACCUACCGCUCUCCUACGGCAUCUUUGACGUACGCCAGGACCCGAAUCAUCUCAACUGCUGCGAGUUUUUGUGGAGUCCAAACAAAGACGUCGGUGUUUACGUUAAGGUACACUCGGUCAGCACCGAGUUCACGCCCAAGAAGCAUGGCGGCGAGAAGGGCGUGCCGUUCCGGAUCCAGGCGGAGACGUACGGCGGCGGCGACCCUGUCGGGCCGCUCCUGCACUGUGCCGCCUCCCAGGUCAAGGUGUUCAAGCUGAAGGGCGCCGACCGCAAGCACAAGCAGGACCGGGAGCGCUUCAUGAAGCGGCCGGUGUCGGAGCUGGACAAGUACCAGCGCUCGUACGACUGCACCAUCCUCAGCGAGAUGCCGGUGGAGCUGGUGUACAGCCCGCAGCUGCCGCCGGCCGCCGCGCAGCCCGACCCGGCGCAGCGCGCCUCCGUCCCGCGGCCGCCGGACGCGUCCCCUCCGCCGCCGCGGCCACCGCCGCCGCCCCCGGCCCCGCCGCCGCCGCCGGCCGCGCCGUCCGGCGGCGACGGCGACUACAAGCAGCAGUGGUCUCAGCCCAGUUCCAGCCCCACGGACAGCAUGAACGAGGACGAGGCGCCGGGCGGGCCGGCGCCGGCCGUCUCGGACCUGCUCUCGGCCCGCUCCUCCUCCGAGCAGACGCACGCCUGGCUCAUGCGCAACCGGUUCGCGGCGCACGCGGCCACCCUCUGCAACUUCACCGGCGCCGACCUGAUGCGCAUGUCGCGCGACGACGUGGUCCAGAUCUGCGGCCUGGCCGACGGCGUACGGCUGUACAACUGCCUGCACAACAAGCUGAUCCUUCCUCGGCUGACGGUGUACGCGUCGGUGCCGUCGUCGACGCUGUACCACGCCUUCUACCUGUACCAGACGACACGAGCCGAGAUGACGCGCAAGCUGGCCGCCCUGCUGAACUGCGGCACCGGCCGUGUGCGUCAGGUCUGCGUGGAGGGGCCCGGCGGCGUGGCCGUCCUCCUCACCGACGAGGUGGUCCGGCAUCUGCAGAAUGAAUCUCUUUACAAGAUUGAAACAAUUCCAGUAUCGUCGGAGCCGGGCGUGCGGUCGCCGGCGGCGCAGGAGGAGGCCGACCGGGUGGACCUGGUGCUGCACCGGACGGUGCUGCUGCAAAGUGGGUGA
Molecule: messenger RNA, 2398 nt
Organism: Pollicipes pollicipes
Lineage: Eukaryota; Metazoa; Arthropoda; Thecostraca; Pollicipedomorpha; Pollicipedidae
Gene: gem
Product: transcription factor CP2 like gemini
Exons: 16
Coding region: 224-2398 (724 amino acids)
Biological process (GO): regulation of transcription by RNA polymerase II
Cellular component (GO): nucleus
Molecular function (GO): RNA polymerase II cis-regulatory region sequence-specific DNA binding; DNA-binding transcription activator activity, RNA polymerase II-specific
Source: RefSeq, a predicted model, not a curated record